Molecule: messenger RNA, 2271 nt
Organism: Aedes albopictus (Asian tiger mosquito)
Lineage: Eukaryota; Metazoa; Arthropoda; Insecta; Diptera; Culicidae
Exons: 1
Coding region: 1-2271 (756 amino acids)
Source: RefSeq, a predicted model, not a curated record
AUGGAACGAACCGAUCAACACACCUACGCAGAAUUCUUUUUUACGCAAGAGUUCGCAUAUCACAACAACUUCCAUCGACGACAGGAGAACAUCAAACGGAAGUUCUCUCGGAUGGUCAACAGUACCUGUAGCUUCAACGUCAACACGACACCAACGAUCAACGAUCGGGCCAUACUCAACGUCACGCAAAAGACGGUUCCCACGGAAGCGAUGAUACUCCUCAGCCUUGGCCCCAAAUUCUCCCUUCCAUAUACCACACUCCUCCAAGUUCCAGUUUUCCACUUGAUAGCCGACGUGGAGAACAUUCUUUCAACAGCACGUGAUCACGAAACUGCAAAUCAAACUAGAGCGCAGAUCGUGAACAUGAUUCAGAACUACAUCAACAGGACUAAAAGGGUUAGUAACACUGACUCUCUAACGCAGUUCUGCAAAAAAGCCAUAUCCAGCACUAGGCAAUUCAUCAAGAACAAUCCCGACGUUCUCAUCAUGGAAGCGGACAAAGGAAAUAGAACAGUCAUAAUGGACCUACAGGACUACAACAUGAAAAUGGGCAGCCUGGUAGAGGACACCACCAUCUAUGAGGAAAUAAAGAGGGAUCCAACUACGAAAUAUCAGAAGGACAACAACAACAUCGUCAGAAGACUACUGGAUCUAAAACUCAUUGACAACAGAACCAGAUACAAGUUGACGAAUAAUGCAGCGGUGUGUCCAAGAAUAUAUGGACAGCCAAAGGCACACAAACCAGGCCUACCAUUGAGACCAGUGGUGCCCAACGUCACAGCUCCCACGUAUGAGCUGUCAAAGUACAUCGCCAAUAUACUACAGAAGGCAUUCAGCAGCAGCUUCAACAUUAAAGACUCAUAUGCAUUCUGUGAGUACGUCAAUGGUCUACAAGUACCUCCAGAUCACCUAAUUGUCUCCUUCGACGUGAUAUCACUAUUCACGAACGUUCCGAUCGACUUAGUGAGACAGGGAAUCAUCUCAAUGUGGACAGAUAUAAAAAAGCACACCAAUAUCAAUCUAGAUUUCUUCAUUGAGAUCGUAGAGUUCUGCGUUGAUGCCAGCUACUUUUGCUUCCGAGGGAAAUUUUAUCACCAAAAGUUUGGUACAGCUAUGGGGAGUCCGCUCUCACCAAUUCUCGCGGACAUAGUGUUAGAAAACCUAAUGUUAUGGGCUGCGAGAACAGCAAACAUUCCUCCGGAAUUAAUCAAGAAAUAUGUAGAUGAUACAUUCAUCAUCCUACAUAAAAACCAGAUAGAGACAACACUCCACACCUUCAAUAGAUACAACACACAUUUGCAGUUCACAUGUGAGAUCGAGAAAGACAACAAACUAGCAUUCUUGGACACGAUGGUGAUCAGGACCGAGAACAACACUCUUAAAACUGAUUGGUAUGCGAAGCCAAUUUCAUCUGGGCGGUUGCUGAAUUUCUAUUCCUUCCAUCCGUACGACCAGAAAAUAGGAGUUGCGUCCAAUUUCAUAGAUAGAGUGCGAGCAUUCAGCAAAGUCAAAACAAAACACGAACAAGAUCAGCUCAUACUACAACGGCUACAGGAAAACAACUACCCAAAGCCUCUGAUUAACAGAUUGCUCCAUCGUCAACCUCCACUCCCACAACCCGUUCCAGCUUUAUCUUCACCUACAACAACCGAUACGGAGCCGAUCCAAUACCGAUCGAUUCCGUAUGUACACACUCUUUCAUCUAUGAUCAGCAAAACCUUGCAAAACAACAUCCCAUCGAUCAGAGUCACAACACGAAGUACCAACACCAACCAGAAGCUAUACCCCAACCCCAAAGAUCCAGUCCCACAAUCGCACAAGUAUAACAUUGUGUACGAAAUACCCUGCCAAAACUGCCGUUCCUGUUACGUGGGGAUGACCACCAACAGCCUCCAGAAGAGACUGUCUGGGCACCAGUCCACUAUCAACUCUCUGGACAACAAACUGCAACAAGGACACCAAUACCAUGAACCGGAAAUCCAACACCUCAAGGGCCGUACUGCUCUCGUGGAGCACUGCAUCGACCACCAACACAGAUUCGACCUAACAAACACAAGAAUAGUAGAUCACACGUUCAAGAGAUCGACACUCCCGAUUCUCGAAAUGUGUCAUAUAGCAACAAAUCCACACACUAUCAAUAGACGCACAGAUACAGAUAAUCUAAACAGAUCAUAUAGCAAUAUUAUACACACACUGCGAAAACCUGUUAGAGAUCUCCCUCAAACCAGCCAUAGCAAUAACAACAUUCCAUCCUCUCUCGAUGUACAAUAG